This is a messenger RNA of Meloidogyne enterolobii, 1596 nucleotides long. The record is from the annotation of a GenBank genome assembly. Lineage: Eukaryota; Metazoa; Nematoda; Chromadorea; Rhabditida; Meloidogynidae.
AUGCCAGAAGAUUCUUCUGUUGAUUUACACUGUCCAGUAAGAGGAAGGCCAUCCCCAAUAAUUCGUUGGUCUUUUAAUUCAAUUCCUUUUUAUGAAUUGUCUGAUGAUUAUAAUAAUAGAAGAAUUCAAUUAAAUGAAGGUCGGUUAUUAAGAAUUAAUUCUUUAAAAAGAGAUUUGGAUACUGGCUUAUAUCAAUGUAAUGCAACAAAUAUUGGAGGCUAUUUGGAUUCUUCUACUUAUUUAAAUGUUUUGGCAUUCGCUCCUCGUUUUCGUCAUAGUAACCAAAGAGUUUGGAAAGUAUUGCGUGAUUCUAGUGUUGAUUUAAAUUGUGAUGUAGAGGCUGCCCCAAUAGCGGAGGUUCAAUGGGUUGAUGCAAAUGAUACAAAUAUUUUGCCUGUUCCGGGAAAAUUGGAGAUAUUUCCAAAUUUUACCCUUCGUUUGCAUUCAUUGAGUAGUUCAGAUGAUGGUUUUUAUUAUUGUAAUGUUAGCAAUAAAUAUGGGUUAAAUCGAGCUUUGAAUAGAUUGGAAGUUUUUACACCAACAUUUUUUGCUGAAAUACCCCAACCUUCAAGAAUUACUUUAGAUGCAAAUUCCCCAAACUCAAAUCAUUUAGAAUUACGUUGUAAAGCAAUUGCUGAUAAUCGUUUAAGUAUUGAUUAUAUUUGGACAAAAAAUGGAAGUCCAAUUAAAAAUGAAGAAAAUAAUAAAAUAAUUAUAGAAGAAGAUGGGACUUCAAUUCUUCGUUUAUUCCAUUUAAGUGGCCACCAUACUGGACAUUUAGAGUGUUCAGCUGUUACUGAGGUUGAUGUUAAAUCUGCAGCGAUAGAUCUGUUUGUUAGAGAUGUCCCAGAAAGGCCAGAAUUAAUGCGUGUAGAUUGCUCUUCUGGAAGGCAUGCUUUACUUGUUUGGAAACGGCCUUCAAUAAAUAUUUUAAAUAAUGAACUACCUUUAACUGCAUUUAUUGUGGAAGCAAAAACUGACCAAAAUUCAGAAAAUUGGGAAAAAGUUUUCGAAGAAUAUUUGGGAGGAGAAGAAGAAACGGCUACUGGACCUAGAAUAUUACACAAAACAGCAAUUCCUUUAAGACCUUGGGCUAAUUACACAUUUCGAUUGUUUGCCGUUAAUGCUCACGGGUCUAGCCAACCUUCUCAACCUAUGCCCUCUUCUCCAUUAGAAUGCUCCUCUCCACUGGAUGUUCCUUUUCAAAAUCCUUUGGCUGUAACAGCAGCUGGAACUGAGCCAGAUAAUUUAAUUAUUAGUUGGCAGCCAUUACCGCGUGAUCGGUGGAAUGCUCCUGGAUUACGUUAUUUAGUGAGAUAUAGAAGAUUAGAUACAAAAGAUGGAGACUGGAAUGAAUUUCUUGUAGAGGAUCCUUUUGCUAAUCAAACAAUAAUUCGAGAACAACCAACAUUUCGCCCUUAUCAAGUUCAAAUUCGAGCAAUUAAUUCUUUGGGGUUUUCUGCAUUAGAACCUCCAAUUGUUGAAGGAUGGUCGGGAGAAGAUGUUCCAACAGAAUCACCUAAAAAUCUUCGCUUAGCAGAGCAUCACAAUUAUUCUUUUGUUACGUUAGAAUGGGAACCUAUAGAAAAUAGGUAA